CAAUGCAUUAUUGAUAAUAAUAAUUACGGUGACAUGCGCAUUUCUACUUGAGGGGCUAAUUUCCCAAGCCCUGAAGAAUUUUUUGUUCAAGAAGGGGAGGAAAAUUGUUUGCAACUCUUUGCUCCUGAUGGUUGCACCAUGUCGAGGCGUAAGCAAGCCAAACCACAGCACAUCAACUCCGACGAGCCUGCUUCGUUAGGAAAUGGGGUUCUUCAAGAUGAUGGAACCGAGGAAUCUGGAAUGGAAGUGAAGCGGUUCAGGAUGGAUGAGACCAGAGUCUGCAACAAGUGUUGUGCAGAAUUCUUCGAUGAGGAAGAAUUCCUUGAGCAUGAGAAAAAUUGCACUAAAAGCCAGCAGGUGGUCAUCAUGAAGGAUGGAGAUGGCAAUGAAGUGUCGGAAGAAUAUUCACAAGGCUCCCCAGAAGGCCUAAUGAGUGACCACGAUGACAGCCAGUCCAGCAGCCAUUCCUUAUCAAAUGUCAACACAGACCAUCUGGAGAGAACGGAGGAAGACACAAGCAUGAAUGCAGAGGACUUGGUACAACAGGAUCAGGAGGAUAUGUCUGCCAGCCCUGAGACUUACCAUCCAUCACACAAAAUGCAGGAUUCAAAUGUCACUCUCGAAGCCAUGGCAGACACUAAAGUGGCCGUCUCUCAACAUUCCUCAAGUAGUGCAUCUCUGGCCACAUCACAGGAAGCCCUGCAGACCCUCCCCAUGAUCCUUGAACAGCUAGUGUGCCUUCAGCAACAGCAGCUACAGCAAAUCCAGCUCACAGAACAGAUUAGGAUCCAAGUAGCCAUGAUGACACCGCAGGGUCUCCAGGCAUCAGUAGGGGCAGUAAUGGACCCUCUGAAAGCCCUUGGUGCGCAUCUUUCCCAACAGUUGUCCUCAGCAGCAGCUCUGAUAGGAAAAAGGACUGGAAGCCAAAGCCUUUCUCUUGAGACGAUGAAGCAAGGCAAAUUACCUCUGCCCACUGGCAUUUCUACCUCUCUCUCUGGAGGACUGAGUUCAGCAACCUCCAAAACAGACCUUUUAAAGGGCAUUCCGGAUCUUGCCAGCCGCCUGCCUGCACUUCUGCCACAGUCACCAGUCAUUGGGUACCCUGGCACCUUCAAUGGUAUCCAACCGGGAAUGGAGCCCUCCAAAAAAGUGAAGACGAAGAUGCUAGGCAUCCCAGCAGAAACAAAAAGUGCUGAAUCAUUAUACAAGCACAAGUGCAAGUACUGCGGAAAGAACUUUGGCAAUGACAGCGCUCUCCAGAUUCACCUGCGUUCUCACACUGGUGAGAGGCCUUUCAAGUGUAACAUUUGUGGAAACCGCUUCACAACCAAAGGAAACCUCAAAGUGCAUUUCCAGAGGCAUAAAGAAAAAUAUCCUAACAUCAGCAUGAACCCACAUCCUGUGCCCGAACACCUUGAUAAUAUUCCCACCAGCAGUGGCAUUCCCUUUGGUAUGUCUGUACCCAUGGAUGACUCAAACAUGACAGAAAUUAAGCCCAUAAUAAGUCAUCCAGCUUCUGGUUUCCACCCAUCAUCUAUACCAGGACUGAAGACGUUUGACGGCUUCUCAGGGGAUCCAUUUUCCCAAAGACCCUCUCCAUCAGCAAGCGAUGGCUCUCCUUCUGUUUCAUCUAAUAUGUUUGCCCAAGAGACACGACUUGAUCCCAGCCAGAAGGAUGCUAAAGAGCUACUCGGUGCGCUGCAUCAAAUGAAUGGUAGUGGCCUCCCAGGAGAACCAAGCUCUGGAACAGCGAAGCUCCAGCAGAUGGUGGAUGGUCUGGAAAAGCGAACCAAUGAUCCCAAUGAAUGUGUCAUCUGCCAUAGGGUGCUCAGCUGUCAAAGCUCGCUAAAAAUGCAUUAUCGCACGCACACCGGCGAGAGGCCUUACAAGUGCAAAAUCUGUGGUCGUGCAUUCUCCACCAAAGGCAACCUCAAGGCCCAUUAUGGAGUACACAGGGCAAACACUCCGCUCAAAAUGCAGCACUCAUGUCCAAUCUGCCAGAAAAAGUUCACCAAUGCUGUGGUUCUGCAGCAGCACAUUCGUAUGCACAUGGGCGGCCAGAUCCCCAACACCCCAAUGCCAGAGAACCAAUUUGAAGCAGCAGAAGCAAUGGAGUCCUCUCUUCCAGAAGAGACCCCACUGGACAGCAAUGGCUUUGAUGCUAGCAUGGAGGAACACGAGCCUGAGCUUAACUCCCAGAAACCAAGCCAAGCUUUGGAUUCACUGCCAUCUUCUUUGGAGGAACAGCCACAGAAAGCUGCUGUCCCUGUCCCAUUUUCUAGCCUUGAUGUUUUGAAGAAUCUCACUUCUGCUCUUGCACUGAAACGACAGAGUAGCACCACUUCUGAAAGUGAGGGGACUGCCAAAGAAUCCCCUUCAGCUCCCAGAGAACCGGAGUAUCAGAAUGGCCGCAGUCCUGCUGUAUCUGACUCUGCCAGGUCCUUAAAUUCCUCUUCGCCAGUUAACACCAACAUGUCCAAUUGCAAGUCUCCUGAGUCUGCUGCUGAGGAACUUUCCCGAAGUGUGCCCAAAACCGAGCCUGAUGGUGGAGCUCAAGGUGCCAGUGAAUCAAGUGGAGCCCUGGAUCUUACAGCGUCCAGCAGCUUCACUCCUAAACCAAUCAAAGAAGAACCUAUUAUCCCAUUCACAAAUGGCGACUAUGUUCCAAGCAACAUGUCCUUCAUGAGGAUACCAUCGAGUCUGGCCAGUCUGGAGAUGAAGAUCCCUCCAGAGAAUCCCUUAGGUCCUCAUGGUUUGUUCAACUCCCAUAUGCCUCAGGGAACAGCCAUGCCCUCCUCCAUCUCCUCGGCACCAAGACGGUCAAGCAAACAGCAUGUGUGCAACGUCUGUAGCAAGAGCUUCUCUUCUGCCAGUGCCUUGCAGAUCCAUGAGCGCACUCAUACCGGGGAGAAGCCUUUUGCAUGCAACAUUUGUGGCAGGGCGUUCACCACAAAGGGAAAUCUAAAGGUACAUAUUGGCACUCACAUGUGGAACAACUCAUCUCGGCGUGGCCAGCGUCUCAGUCUGGAUAACCCCAUGGCACUGAUGGCUAUGAGUUCUGAAGCCAAGAUGUUGCCAGAAAUGAUGCAGGCCCCCAAAGAACUGGCUGCUCCACAAAUGAAUUUUGACCCCUCAUUGUGGAACCAGUAUGCCGCUGCUUUCAGCGGUGGCUUGACCAUGAAGACCAAUGAAAUUUCUGUCAUCCAGGGCGGUGGCAUCCCACUCCCUGGAAGCCCUGCUGGCGGGCCUCUUAUUGGCUCCACUGGAGGCCUCAUGAAGAUGGAUGGACCCCACUCUAGCUUACCUGCCACCAUGGCUGAGAUUGAGAAAAACGGCUCAGAUAGUGUGCCAAAAUCGCAGUUCCCACAUUUCAUGGAGGAGGGUAAAAUUGCAGUUAACUAGGCUUUAUUAGCCGAUUCACCAAUUCACAGGCUGAACUCCUUUUUGAAUGUCUACUUUGUGACUGAGGUACAAUCAGAGAAAAACUUGCAGAGUUCUGCCUAGAUUGUUUGACUUUUCUUAUAACUUCAUUGCAGCUCCCCCCUCACGAUUCUCAAGUGUUAUUUUUUUAGUUGAACUUGAUAUAACUACUGUAGUUGUAUUUUAUUUUAUAUAAAUAUAUAUAUGCGGGUAUUUUUUUUUUCCCUGUGACUUUUUUUGUUUUUGUUUUGCUGUCUCUUCAGAAGUUUGAAUGUAUAACUUACUUGAAACUGCUUCAAUUCUGACUCUUUCCUUAAAACAUUGAAGGAUUUAUAUUAAUAAGAAAGUUUCAGGGCAUGACUUUUAAAGGACACCACGUCUCAGUGUUCAGAAAUAAUGGUCACGUUAACUGUAUGUAUCAAUGACUACUUUCCCUCCUAUUGUGUGCCAUAGAUUUUAUGACAUUGUACAUUUUUGUAGAGAUUCCACUUGCAUGUCUAAUUUGAAGGGGCUUUUCACCAGGCUUUUGGAUUAUUCCAGUUUCUUGUCUAUUAAAUCAAGUUUGGAACAGCUCAGAUAUCAGUUUGUGCAGAUAAUGAAACAUCUUCGUUGCUUUGGUUCUAAGACAAGAACAUCUAAUUUUUUAAAGUGCCUAACCCCAAACAUAGAUGUCCCAGGAGUCUGAGUGAACCAUACAGUUAAGAAGGCUUUGUUGGACUGUAAAUGUAUAAAAAUCUGGUAUAUGUAAAAAUAAUUUAUCAGUCACCAUAAUCCACAUGUAGCUCUGUAGAGUCAAAUGUAGUUGGCUGAGAUCUGAAGGCUACUACAGGCUUGUAUGUUCUCAUGCCUGCACUUUAUUUCCAGUUGAAGAAAUGUUAACAUUUUACGAUCACAUUUCACUGCUUUUUAUCUUCAUGGCUGAAAAAGGAAAGGGCAAAUCAACUAUUUUGUGUACUUUUCUUUCAUGUAAGAUUACUUUUUGAAGCAACCAAAUAACCUUUCAGUCCUUUGUCUAGGUUUUCUUAUCAACUUGUAGCAUCAUUAAUUUAUUUAUAAUUCAAAAAAAUGCUUGAGUUUAGGGGGUAAGUUCUACCUCGUUUAGAUUUUAGUUGUCCUCCGCACCCCCUUGGCUCAACGCUCUGUACAUUUUUUUUGAUACAUUCUUGCGUACGUGAUAAGAUUUUUCAUUCUCAACCUGCUGAGUUGAACAGUAAUGAAUGUAUCACUGGACACUUUACACAACUCAGAAUGGUCGGAGUACUUUGAAGGCCCCUGCUGUACAUUCCUUAUCUAUAUGCAUUUGCCAAGUUGUGCCUUUCUUUAGCAAACCAUGUCAAAACUGCUUUCAAGUUGUCUCUACAAUUCAAGUAAUGUUGAGCCAAUUUGGCCUGUUUACAAUGUAAAUGUUUUCUUGUUUUUCAAAUGUUUCCUUCACCUCAAUGUUUUCUGAUUUUGAAAAAUAAAAUCAGGGUGAGUUUUUUCAA
Molecule: messenger RNA, 4904 nt
Organism: Cheilinus undulatus (humphead wrasse)
Lineage: Eukaryota; Metazoa; Chordata; Actinopteri; Labriformes; Labridae
Gene: sall4
Product: spalt-like transcription factor 4
Exons: 4
Coding region: 139-3402 (1087 amino acids)
Biological process (GO): regulation of transcription by RNA polymerase II
Cellular component (GO): nucleus
Molecular function (GO): RNA polymerase II cis-regulatory region sequence-specific DNA binding; DNA-binding transcription factor activity, RNA polymerase II-specific
Source: RefSeq, a predicted model, not a curated record